Molecule: messenger RNA, 2103 nt
Organism: Selaginella moellendorffii
Lineage: Eukaryota; Viridiplantae; Streptophyta; Lycopodiopsida; Selaginellales; Selaginellaceae
Product: probable fucosyltransferase 9
Exons: 5
Coding region: 1-2103 (700 amino acids)
Biological process (GO): xyloglucan biosynthetic process; cell wall biogenesis
Cellular component (GO): membrane; Golgi apparatus
Molecular function (GO): galactoside 2-alpha-L-fucosyltransferase activity
Source: RefSeq, a predicted model, not a curated record
AUGGGCGCGACGAAAAUGCUAGUGCCGGGAAUUCUCGCGAUUUCUAUCUACUUGCUGGUUCUAGAGUUUCGGAUCUGGGAGGUAGCCAAAGGAAUUUGUUACUUCUCCUCCUCGAGAGCUUCUCGCGAUAGAGAAUCGCUGCAUGGAUUGCUGCCCAUCCGGGAGAACGAUCGAUGCCAGAGCCGGCUCCAGCGGCACCUAUACUACCGUGCAGCCGCAAUCGAUCGCAACAUCCCAUCUACAAACCUCGAGAGAAGACUGCGCUCGUACGAAGAUCUCCACGCGCGCUGCGCUCCAGAUCAUCCCCAAUCCUGGGAUCGCCGCGGGAAUCUCACGACCGGCGAGUGCAAAUUCGUGGUGUGGAUCAACUUCAGCGGCCUUGGCAACAAGAUGGUGUCCAUCGCCGCCACUUUCCUCUACGCGCUCCUCACGGACAGGGUGCUCCUCAUCGAUCCCGGCGAGGACAUGGCAAAUCUCUUCUGCGAGCCAUUCCCUCGUAGCUCCUGGCUAGUCUCUCGGGAGAUCCUCAACAAAUUCGCGCUCGGCGAUCCCAAGCCCAAGUUCGAUCAUCGCUUCUGCGCCGACGAUCUCGAUCGGGUGCUCGGCAGCCACCUCUCCAUCGACAUCAUCAGCGAGACAAGCCUGGGCGAGAAUUUCUUCUGCGAGCGGCAGCAGCGCGCGCUGGGCGAUCGAGUGGCGUGGCUGUCCAUCCGGAGUAGCCAGUACUACGCUCCCAGCUUGUACGCGGUGCCGCAAUUCAAGGCCGAGCUCGAUCGUCUCUUCCCGGCGGAGCAAGAGACCGUCGUGUUCCACCACCUUGGGCGAUACUUGUUCUCUCCAUCCAACUCCGUGUGGCAUCAAGCUUCUAGAUUCUACAAAGCCUCCAUGGCGGACUCGACCAAGCUGAUCGGGAUCCAGAUGCGCCAGCUCGCGCCCAAUCUGGGCCUGCGACCGCACUCGCAAUCCAGCUUCGCCCAAGCGAUGAUCCAGUGCCUCCUCCAAAACAGCCUCUUUGAUCUCCCGUCGAACAGAUCCAGAUCGAAGACCACGGCGCUCGUGACAUCGCUGGAUCGGUUCUUCUUCCAGAGGCUACGAGAUUUCUCCCUGGAAUCGGAUGGAGUCGUGAGAGUUCUCUCCCCGAGCCACGAAGAAUCGCAGAGGACCGACAACUUGGAGCACGACGAGAAGGCGCUGGCGGAGAUGGUACUGCUCUCAAUGUGUGACGAGCUCGUCACGAGCCCCGGAUCCACGUUUGGGUACGUCGCCCAGGGCCUGGCCGGGAUCAAACCGUGGCUCCUCCUCGCUGACAAUGACGAUCGCAGCGCCACGGCCAAUUGCUCCAGGCUGAUUUCCAUGGAUCCCUGCUUCCACGCCGCGGCGCCGUACGGAUGCGAUUGCAAGCGCCGAAGCGAUCCAAGAUUCGAGCCCAAUGUACGCAAUUGCCAAGACGUACCGACUGGGAUCCAGUUGAUAGGAUCGAAAGAAUGGCGCUCCCCAAUAGAAGCAAGCAUUUUGGACCAAGCUCAUGCAGGACAAGUUCGUGACUUGGAUUACAAUCCAAAAUGGCAGCACACAAUAGUAUGCUUGUUCAUCUCUCGUCUCGGUUUCAAUGCCUGUUGGAAUUUUCAGGACAUUACGAGUGCAAUACAACCAUCUAUACGAAGGACUGAUUCUCGCAAGCUUUUGUUGUCACUCCUGGAUGUGCAACUUAUUGAAGAGCGCAGGCAUCGCUUGGAGUGCAAGAGAUCUCUAUCAUACGAUGGGAAUGUAUGUCUUUUACUGGUAGAAAACCCUUCUUUGUCUCCUUCAGGUAUACAUCGAUUACGUGACUCAAGCAGUUCGCAAGAAGCUGACCAGAAAAUAGCCUCGCGUCAGUAUGGUACCAUCAACAUGUUCAAACCAAACAAGCAACAAGCUCUUCUAUUUUACUUUCCAUUGCAUGCGUUCUGGGUGGUAAGGCCUGUCCCUCGGAAGCACGUACUCGCAGCAGAGGAUGAGAAGCAUUAUUUCGACAAAAACCAGAAGAAGCAACUUAAAGCUAUUACCCAUGGCAUCAAUGGCUUGGACCAGACCAUGAUCGUACGCGCCCAGUUGUCGAGAUGA